Lates calcarifer (barramundi perch) is the source of this 769-nucleotide messenger RNA. Its product is annotated as nucleoside diphosphate kinase A 2. Bases 179 to 628 code for a protein of 149 amino acids. The record is from RefSeq and is a predicted model, not a curated record. Gene Ontology annotation, molecular function: nucleoside diphosphate kinase activity. NCBI's taxonomy places the organism in Eukaryota, Metazoa, Chordata, Actinopteri, Centropomidae. The transcript is spliced from 5 exons. Gene Ontology annotation, biological process: regulation of apoptotic process; CTP biosynthetic process; UTP biosynthetic process.
CACACAUCUACAUAUUUGGACCACCCCCACCUCUUCCCACCUCCCACCUCCCCCACAGUGGAGCCUUUAAAUAGAGCUCCACUCCGGCUCUUCUUCCUCGGUGAUCGCAUUCCCCGCCGCCGGCAACUCGUCUUCACUAGCUCUCCUCGACUCCUCAAACCAAGCCUCCUCAGCAGACAUGGAGCGUACCUUCAUCGCUGUGAAGCCCGAUGGCGUCCAGAGAGGACUGUGCGGUGAGAUCAUCAAGCGUUUCGAGCAGAGAGGCUUCAGGCUGGUCGCCGCCAAGUUCAUGCAGGCCUCUGAGGACCACAUGAAGAAGCACUACCUGGACCUGAAGGACACACCUUUCUACGCUGGUCUCUGCAAAUACAUGUCCUCUGGACCCAUCCUCGCCAUGGUGUGGGAGGGUCAGAGCAUUGUGAAGCUGGUCAGGAUGAUGCUGGGUGAGACCAACCCCGCUGACUCCAAGCCCGGCAGCAUCCGUGGAGACCUGUGCAUCAACAUCGGCAGGAACAUCAUCCACGGCAGCGACACAGUGGAGAAUGCCAAGACCGAGAUCGACCUGUGGUUCAAAGCCGAGGAGUUCGUCAACUACACCCCCUGCUUCCAGCCCUUCCUGUACGAGUAAACCCACCAAACUGGCCCCCCCCCCCAACCCGCCCCACUCAACCCCCCGUCCUCCUCCCCCCACAGCCGACCCUCUGACUUGGUCUUCACCGAUCAACCCACAACAUGUAGCACUUCUCAAUAAAGUGUCAUGUUAACAACA